CUGCUCCCCGCUGGUGUGGCUCACCGCCUAGAAGUCCGGCGCUGACGGACGAGUCCGCUCACUUGCGGUCGGUUGAGCUUCCCAUCGCCUCGGGCUUCAACGAAGCGUUUGCUGUUUAGAGGAGACGAUUAAUGGUGGUGACGCCGUGACGGUGAUCGUAUCCUCCUAAAAGAGAGAGAAACUCUUGUCCGUAUUCGUGUGAACUGACUGACGCACUCAACAGCCACAUUCCAUGUUUCGCCUUCCAUAUUUUAUAAUUUACCAUUUGCUCUCCUCUUCCAGUUGCUUUUAUUGGUUUUCUUGCUCGACUUGCCUUUCUUCUUCUUCUUUUCAGACAGCUCUGUUUUGCUGCAGUAGAGUGGCAGUGGUUCCUUCUCGGUCCUCGAGAGAAUAAAUCUCGCGUUGCCGUCCUUCCACCAUCUACGUUCGGUUGGUGGAUUUGCUGCGGGAGGCGUCGGAGCGAGGAGACUGGUUGAUUCCAUGGAGAAGAAACACGGGUUCUUCUCUACGCUCGAGGAAGUGGUGCGGGGGCUGUCGCCGGCGCGGCUGAGGACAAAGAACCCCGCGGCGAAGAGCGAAUCUUCUUCGGGAGCAAUUAUGAUCAACCCGCGGCGGCGGAAGGGGCAGGGCAGAGAGAGGCAGCCUCACCAGCCGUUGGAUCAGGAUCUGGCGGAGGCACCGAUGAUGGGGAGAUCGUCGAGCUUUCGGCCCGUAGGGGAGGCGCUGUCGCCGCUUCUGGAGGGCCCUGACGGUGACGCGCCGGAGGAGGUUGGAAGUCAGAGGAGGGAAGGGUGGGGCCACUGGGUUCGCGGCCAGCUCUCGCGGACGCCUUCCGUCACGUCCUCUUCGGCUGCCGCCACCGGUUGUUCGUUUGGCACUUCAGACCUUCGGCUCUUGCUCGGAGUUAUGGGGGCGCCGCUCGCUCCCCUUCACGUCAGUACCGUCGAUCCUCUCCCACUUCUCAGCAUUAAAGACACUCCCAUUGAAACUUCAUCGGCUCAGUACAUACUGCAGCAGUAUACAGCCGCAUCGGGUGGUCUCAAGCUGCAAAGCUCUAUCCGCAACGCCUACGCGAUGGGAAAAGUGAGGAUGCUGGCGUCAGAGUUCGAGACGCCAACCAAAGUGGUGAAGAACCGCGGUGGCGCAAACGCUGCGGAGUCCGGCAGCUUUGUUCUCUGGCAAAUGACCCCGGACAUGUGGUACGUCGAGCUCGCCGUCGGCGGGAGCAAGGUCCACGCCGGCUGCAACGGUAAGAUCGUUUGGCGGCACACUCCCUGGCUCGGUGCGCACGCUGCGAAGGGCCCUGUUCGCCCACUCCGCCGCGCCCUCCAGGGCCUUGAUCCUUUAACCACGGCGAGCAUGUUUGCAAGUGCACGUUGCAUCGGGGAGAAAAAGAUCAACGGGGAGGAAUGCUUCAUACUUAAGCUCUCCGCCGACCCGCAAACGCUCAAGGCCCGAAGCGAAGGCCCUGCGGAGAUCAUCCGGCACGUCCUAUUCGGCUACUUCAGCCAGCGGACAGGGCUCCUGGUCCACUUGGAAGACUCCCAUCUCACUCGCAUCCAACCCAACGCCGGCGGUGACGCCGUCUACUGGGAGACCACAAUCAACUCUUUCCUCGAGGACUACCGCCCCGUCGAGGGUGUAAUGAUCGCCCAUUCCGGGCGCUCCGUGGUGACUCUGUUCAGGUUCGGUGAGGAGGCGAUGAGCCACACCAAGACGAGGAUGGAGGAGGUCUGGACGAUCGAAGAGGUAUCGUUCAACGUGCCAGGCCUCUCUGUCGAUUGUUUCAUCCCCCCUGCCGAGAUAAGGCGCCACUCCAUCAGCGGCGCCUGCGACCAGCCUCAGGCAGAAAGGAUCAGGAGCAGAAGCAGCAUCGGAAGCCGGUCGAGAGUCGCCGCCAUACCCGCGGAGAAGCUGCAGGAUCCGAGCGACAACAAAAUCGUUUUUAGAAUCGAAGUGCCGCAGCGUCAUGCCCUUAAACAAGGAUCUGAUCGCUUUGUUAAUAUGGCCGGCUAAGUAAUUGACCACCGGAAAUGGAUCACUGCAGUUCUAGACAGUAAUUUCAUCUUUGUGUUGCUUCCUCUGUACAUAAGAGCAUAAUUUUUCUCAGGUCUUAAUUGUCAAAAAGCCGGGCUGAAUUUUUGUACUCUGAAUGCAGAAGGAUAAAGCAUUACCUAAAGAUUUAAAUGUGUAGUUGGGAACAGACGUUUUCCCUUCGGCCUCUGCUGCAUUCCACUAUUAUCUGUAUUUGAAUGAAACAAUUCCUGGCACUACUAUCUGUACUUUUUCUCCAAGAUCUCAAACAAUUCACAAUGCGACGAUCUUAGCUGUACAUUUUGUUGCCUUCUCUCCAGAUCUUGUGGGGGUGCUGAAAUCAUCUUGAUCUUGUCCUCUUCUGCUGCAGCUUUAUCUUUUUUAUCUUGUUUCGUGACAGCGUCUGAAGCUUGGUGAUCCACAAAGUAAUUAAACACAGCUCGUGCUCAGGUGCAAGUGAGGCAGGGGUUGUUGCCUUGGCCCGAAGCAAGGCAUCAAGACGCAAGUGGCCUCGGGGUCUGAAGGCCACCAUGUGCUUCUCCUACCUCAUUCGAAUACCUAGCUCUGGAGCACAUUUAUUUUAGUGAUAUGUGAGACGUGAUAUUUUACUGAAAUCUGCAAAGUCUUACCUAACACAUUAGUUAAGACGUGCAUGCUCCUUUGUUAGUAAUAUUGAGAAGCUUCCAGCUUCCUUAUGUGGAUGCUCUUCUUCAA
Molecule: messenger RNA, 2748 nt
Organism: Zingiber officinale
Lineage: Eukaryota; Viridiplantae; Streptophyta; Magnoliopsida; Zingiberales; Zingiberaceae
Exons: 4
Coding region: 481-2016 (511 amino acids)
Source: RefSeq, a predicted model, not a curated record